CGCGGCCGGGGCCGGCAGGAGCGCGGAGCCGCCGCCGCUGCCGCCUCGGCCAUGCGGCUCCCGGGCCGGGGGCCUGGGCUCGGGCCCGCGCCGCCCCUCGCGCGUCUCCCCCGCUGAGCCCGCGCCCGGCCGGGGCGCCGCCGGCACCAUGGUGCAGAAGUCGCGCAACGGCGGCGUGUACCCCGGCCCGAGCGGGGAGAAGAAGCUCAAGGUGGGCUUCGUGGGCUUGGACCCCGGCGCGCCCGACUCCACCCGGGACGGCGCGCUGCUCAUCGCCGGCUCCGAGGCUCCCAAGCGCGGCAGCAUCCUGAGCAAGCCGCGCGCGGGAGGCGCGGGCGCCGGGAAGCCCCCGAAGCGCAACGCCUUCUACCGCAAGCUGCAGAAUUUCCUGUACAACGUGCUGGAGCGGCCGCGCGGCUGGGCGUUCAUCUACCACGCCUACGUGUUCCUGCUGGUCUUCUCCUGCCUCGUGCUGUCGGUCUUCUCCACCAUCAAGGAGUACGAGAAGAGCUCGGAGGGAGCGCUCUACAUCUUGGAAAUCGUGACCAUCGUGGUGUUCGGUGUGGAGUACUUUGUGCGGAUCUGGGCGGCGGGCUGCUGCUGCCGGUACCGCGGCUGGAGGGGGCGGCUCAAGUUCGCCCGGAAGCCCUUCUGUGUGAUAGACAUCAUGGUGCUCAUCGCCUCCAUUGCUGUGCUGGCCGCCGGCUCCCAGGGCAACGUGUUCGCCACGUCGGCGCUCCGCAGCCUGCGUUUCCUGCAGAUCCUGCGCAUGAUCCGCAUGGACCGGCGCGGCGGGACCUGGAAGCUGCUGGGCUCCGUGGUCUACGCCCACAGCAAGGAGCUGGUGACGGCUUGGUACAUCGGUUUUCUGUGCCUCAUCCUGGCCUCCUUCCUGGUUUACUUGGCGGAGAAGGGGGAGAACGAUCACUUUGACACGUACGCCGAUGCCCUGUGGUGGGGCCUGAUCACCCUGACGACCAUUGGUUACGGGGACAAGUACCCCCAGACCUGGAACGGGAGGCUCCUGGCCGCCACCUUCACCCUCAUUGGCGUCUCCUUCUUCGCUCUUCCCGCGGGCAUUCUGGGGUCUGGCUUUGCUCUGAAAGUUCAAGAGCAACAUCGGCAGAAGCACUUUGAGAAGAGGCGGAACCCUGCGGCAGGCCUGAUCCAGUCGGCCUGGAGGUUCUACGCCACCAACCUGUCCCGCACGGACCUCCACUCCACGUGGCAGUAUUAUGAGCGCACGGUGACUGUGCCCAUGUACAGCUCGCAAACUCAAACCUACGGGGCCUCCAGACUCAUCCCGCCCCUGAACCAGCUGGAGCUUCUGCGGAACCUUAAGAGCAAAUCCGGGCUCACCUUCAGGAAGGAGCCUCAGCCGGAGCCGUCUCCCAGGCCGGCGGGAGACUUUCUGUGCGGCCCCCUCACGGCCGCUGCUUGGACGCGGGCGCGGUGGGCGGACCCCAAGCCCAGAGCCGCGGCCGCAGGUAAAGGCAGACCGUGCAGAGAGUCCCUGUGUGGAUGCUGCCCCGGACACACUAGUCAGAAGGUCAGUUUGAAAGACCGUGUCUUCUCCAGCCCCCGAGGUGUGGCUGCCAAGGGCAAGGGGUCCCCUCAGGCCCCGACCGUCCGGCGGUCUCCCAGCGCCGACCAGAGUCUGGAGGACAGCCCGAGCAAGGUACCGAAGAGCUGGAGCUUUGGGGACCGCAGCCGGGCGAGGCAGGCCUUCCGGAUUAAGGGCGCGGCGUCCCGACAGAACUCGGAAGCGAGCCUCCCCGGGGAAGACAUCGCAGAAGACAUUAAGAGCUGCAACUGCGAGUUUGUGACGGAAGAUCUGACCCCGGGCCUCAAAGUCAGCAUCCGGGCCGUGUGUGUGAUGCGGUUCCUGGUGUCCAAGCGCAAGUUCAAAGAGAGCCUGCGGCCGUACGACGUGAUGGAUGUGAUUGAGCAGUACUCGGCCGGCCACCUGGACAUGCUGUCCCGCAUCAAAAACCUGCAGUCCAGGAUAGAUAUGAUUGUGGGCCCCCCACCCCCUUCAACUCCCCGGCACAAGAAGUACCCCACCAAAGGACCCACGGCCCCUCCGAGAGAGUCACCCCAGUACUCACCUAGAGUGGACCAGAUCGUGGGGCGGGGCCCGGCGAUCACCGACAAGGACCGCACCAAGGGCCCGGCCGAGGCGGAGCUGCCCGAGGACCCCAGCAUGAUGGGACGGCUGGGAAAAGUGGAGAAGCAGGUCCUGUCCAUGGAGAAGAAGCUGGAUUUCCUGGUGAACAUCUACAUGCAGCGGAUGGGCAUCCCCCCGACGGAGACGGAGGCCUACUUUGGGGCCAAGGAGCCAGAGCCCGCACCGCCGUACCACAGCCCCGAGGACAGCCGGGAGCACGGGGACAGGGGCGCCUGCAUCAUCAAGCUUAUCCGCUCAGCCAGUUCCACGGGCCAGAAGAACUUCUCGGCGCCCCCGGCCCAGUGCCCGCCGUCCACCUCAUGGCAGCAGCAGUGCCCCCCGCGCCAGGGCCACGGCACCUCCCCCGUGGGUGACCCCGGCUCGCUGGUGCGGAUCCCGCCCCCUCCUGCCCACGAGCGGUCGCUCUCGGCCUACAGCGGGGGCCCCCGGGCCAGCACGGAGUUCCUGAGGCACGAGGGGGCCCUGCGGGACAGCGACACGUCUAUCUCCAUCCCGUCGGUGGACCACGAGGAGCUGGAGCGCUCGUUCAGCGGCUUCAGCAUCUCCCAGUCCAAGGAGAACCUGGACGCCCUCAACAGCUGCGGUGCGGCCGCCGCACCCUGCGCCAAAGUCCGGCCCUACAUCGCGGAGGGCGAGUCGGACACGGACUCGGACCUCUGCACCCCCUGCGGGCCCCCGCCACGCUCCGCCACCGGGGAAGGCCCUUUCGGCGACGUGGGCUGGGCCGGGCCCCGGAAGUGAGGCCGCCCGCCGGCCUCUCCCUAACUCGGCCUUCCAGGGGUGCGGACGCGACUCUCCCGGGCCCUUUCCUCAGAGCGACUCGGGUGGGGCCUGUGGGGGUGACGGCAGGCGGGGGGGGGGUGUCUCACGUGGCAAAGGCUGACAAGAGUUUCUUUUCUAACGAGGGGCAGCCCGGCCGGCCGUGCCCACUGUGAGACCGUUGGCGCGGGUGCUGCGGGGGUGACAGCAUAGGACAGGCCCCCGGCAGUGGGGAGGAGGCACAGGGCGCCGGUGAGGGCGGCUGCUGUGGGAGGGCCGGGGCCUUGAGGCUUAGUGGGGAGGGAGCCACGGCCUGUGCCUGCGGCGGCAGGAGGUACGACUGUCCCAUUGAGUGUGGCUUAUCCUUGUCCCUCGGUCCCUGUCCCCGCUGUCCCUGCACGGCAGGCGUGCAUGAUGGGCCGUCUUCCAGAGAGCUGCUGGUCAGCACCGCCUCCCCCCACCCCUGGGUCCGCACCAGUCCCGAGUCCAGGAUGCUGGCCUGGACGGGAAGGGCUGAGGUGAGGCCCCAGCACCUCCCAGCGUGGGCUCCUGGGGGGCGGGUUGCUCCCUAGGCCUCUGGAAGAGGGUCCUCAGAGGCUCCCACAGCCAGAGGAGAUCUGGGGAUGGGCCGCCCGUGUUCUGUCUGUUCUGCUUAGGCUGGACACCAGCCACCAGGCCUUGACCAGCUCCGAAAGGAGACCCGUGCGCAGGGAGCACACUGGGUGGCUUGGGGCACAGCCAGGCUGGGCUCCUGUUUCCAGGUCCCAGGGCCAGGGGGUUGGUGACCAGAUUCACAUGGUGUCUUUCACUGGGGGUCUUGCCUCCCUGGUCCCUCCCUGGGGCCUUGACAGGACCGGGGCGGGACAGUGAUGCUCUAAGCCCUGGGAAAACCCUUUGAAGCCUCUUGAGGGCUUUGGGGUCCCCUCCCUCUGCAGGGUUCAAGCAGCUCUCUCCUGUAGGAAGCCUCUUUUGUCCCCACUGGAGCUGACCGUCCACACACCUGCUCUCCACUGACCUGGCCCUUGCCUGGGACUUCUUGAGAGUCAAGGAUGCCCAUCUCCACCCUGGCCUCAAGGAGCAGGGACCCCCAUCUCUCCUGGGGCAGGCCCCUUGGCCCCAGGGACGGCAGCUGUGGUUUCCCUUCCAGGCCCUCAGCGGUCAGUGUGUGUGGGCAUCUGGCAGUUGGGACCACGGGUCUGGUCACCUGGCGCUCUCUGAGGCGGUGACCUCGUGUGCACUAGGGCUGGGCGCAGCCAAGCCCGCUAUGGAGCGACGUCCCCGGAAAGCUACCUCUGGGGAGAGCCCCGAGUGGGACUGGAAGGGCCAGUAACAGAGUCGCUCCUGCCCUCUGGGAAGCGUGCAGGAAGCGGUGUCAAGGGUCCCGGGCUCUGGGCCUGGGGUCCCGCGGCUCUCCUUGGGGACUCGUGUCUGUUGAGCAGGUGGGGCCACGGCUGCGGGCGCUGCCCCUUCCCCGGUCCUGCUCUGGGCACCUCCUUGCCUGACGGGCAGCCAGAGGUUGGGCCUGUGUUUGCCCAAGGGUGGCUCCCAGAGCGGGAGGACAAGGCUCAGAGUCCGGGACCCGGCGCGAGGACACCCCCUCCCCAGCCUUGGGGAGGGGCAGGCGUGGAGGCGCGUGGCCCCACGGCCUGGAGGGGAGGGGUUUGGAGCUCUGCUCACGCCGAUGAACUGUGUUGCUGAGGGCAGUGUUUCUCUGGCCUUGGGCCUCACGGUGGUGAGAAGUCCGUGCCAGCGCAGAUACCGCGAGCGCCUGAUGUGGCCUGUGUGUUGUGGCCCUGCAAGCGGGCCCUCCCGUCGCUGCUGCCUCUGGGCUCAGCUCCCUUUACCCUCCUGCCACGGGGGACUCGGGCUGCAGGCCCCUGGGCAGGACAGGAACCACGGGGUGGCACGGCCACAUCCGUCCCCAGCUCUGGCCCCGUGCCAGCAACGGGGACCCCUCUGCUGCCCGGUCUUGGUCGUUGGGGGCUCCAGGGCCUGUGCCAUGCGCCCUUGGGAGCCAAGGACGCCGGCCUCGGAGGGGCAGGGGCUCCCGCAGGCUGCAGCGGCCGGCAGGUCCCGCAUCCAAGGAGUGUGUGAGGCCUCCUGCGUGGAGUCUCUGCCCCCUUGGAAGGAAGGCUGGUUUUGGGUACAGGCGGUAGAGAUGGCAUUGUAAAGGCGCCUUCUUGGGACCCGCAGAGCCAGGCCCGACAGCGUGUGCACCCCGGGUCCCGCCUCCAGAGGGGUAAGAGCAGGAGGAGGCCGGUGCUGUCACAGGGCGUCUGCGGGGCGCGUGUGACAGGAGCGGGGCUCUGGGCAGCUGUCACCCUUGGCAGGUGCGGCAGGGUUUCCUGAGAUCCGGGGGAGGCUGGAGUCUGUGCUCACAUCUGGGCACACACACGCGUGUGCGCACACUUGCUGUGCUCCUGACUCCUGUGGCUUUCGUCUGAUCUUUCUGUCUGGGUCUGCCCACUUCGAGCCCCAAGGAAUGGACACAUGGAGUGACAGGUGCUCCUGUGCCCAGGCUCCUGGGCAGCACAGGCAGAGGGGCCCCUUGGCCCCAUCCAGGGUCCCACACGCCUCACAUCCGCUGCCCGGCAGCUGUCCAGGAGCUGGACAGCCGUGUGGCACCAUGUGCCACCACACGGUGUGGGCUGGGCCGGGAAGCUCUGGGUGUCCAGUUGUGACCCUCAGGCCCUGGCCACCUCCCUCUGCCCUCCUUGGCCAUGUGGGUGUUGUCCCUCUCUCUCUGGCAUAUUGAGGCCCUGCAUCUCCCUCUUGUCCACAUGCUCUGAGCCGUGACCUUGCUAGUCCUCCCUGGAGGAUGGGGGGGCCCUGGCUACGUGGCAGAGGCCCCCCUGGCCCGUCCACCUGUCCCCUCCCCGUGGAAGGCCCACUGUCCUCCCCACCUGCGGGGGCUGCUCUGCAGCCCGGUUUGGAGGCCCCGGGAGCCCGCCCUGCCGGGACUGCUGUGUGGAAGCCUACGGGCUUAGGGCAGGUCGUGACCUGCCCCGUGGCCAGCCCUACUCCCCGAGCCCAGAGCACACGAGCCAGCCGGGCACUGUCGGCGUCUUUAACGUGGUGAUUUAGCUUAACUGACCUUCUCCCCUCGUACUAGGCUGGAGUCCCCCGGUGGUCACCGAUUCGACACAGUAACACGGAAGCCAAGGGGGCGACAUUCUCUCCUCCACUGGCCCCAGGUUCAGGGGCCCUCCGUAGAGCAGGUGCCCCCUGCCUGUGCCGGGUGUGGAUGGAAUCGGCCCUGAGACGUUUUUAGACGCUUCUUGAAGCCCAGAGGUGUGGAUGGCCCCUGGGAGGCCUUUGUAGAAAUGCUGAUGUUUGUAUCUAUUUCGUAUUCUCCCCAAAUUGUAAAUAAUGUACAGAGCGGUGGGCUCAGGGGUUCGUCCCUGACGUGACGCUGCAAGACCAGAGUGAAGACGCAGGGUCCCACCCUCCGAUGUCACAAGCCCUUGAAAUAAACGUGGUGUGCAGAGGGACAGCCUGACAGCCCGCGGAGGGUUUGGGGGCCCCCAGCAGCGUGGCUGGGUCCCGAGCAGCCGGUGGGGCUCCGUGCCCCUGGUGCCCCCCAGUGCUCAUGGCUCCCUUCCCGACCAACGCUGUCCUGAGUCGUCCUCGGCUGCCUUCCGUGACCCUGGAGCGGAUCUUCAGGCCACCUGCUUGGAUGGGCCGAAGCUGGGCGAGGGGCAGGAGGCCUGGGUGGGGCCCGGAAGGAAUGGGCUGCUGCUCCUGGCACCAGGGAGGCUGUGUGUUGUCCCAGGCCAGCUGCCCUCCCCUGGGCCCCUGCCAAGCCCUAAGUAGGAGAGACAGCCAGGGAGGACUUCCUGAAAGAGGCGGCAUGGUGGGACUGGAACCCAGGAACCCAGGAAAGCCAGCUGCCUAGGCUAGGGCCCUGGUGGCCUCUGGAGCAUGCACGGGCGGUGGCCACGGUUCACUGGAUAGGCCAUCUUGUGGGGAGGCGGGCUGACGGCAGACCCCAGAAGGAGACGCGGCGGGGAGAGAAGCUUCAGCAAACAGGGUAGAGAGAGUGAGGAAGACCCGCUCCCUGGCAGGUGAGACCCUCCGUCCACCUCUCAAAGGCACCCGUAGGGUUGGAGGAAUUGGGGGGGCCUCUGGUCUCGACACCCGGUGGGCAGAGGAUUCCAGGAAGAGCCUGGGGACCGCCCAGGUCAGGUGCAGGGGGAGGCGCCCCCGGGGGUGGCGCUGUGUUCUGGCCCCCCAGUGCCGUAUGCCCAACUCUGGCUGGGUUUCAUAAUGUCGUUGCCUUAAUGCACGUGGACGGAAAUUCACCGAGGUCGCCCCAGGCCCCCGGCGUCUGCCCGGCACCGCAGCCUGCCCCCUCGUCCACGGGACCGGCGCUAUGGUCGGACGGACCAGGAACUGGCCCUGUGCCCGCCGGGACCCUCCUCCCCCCGUCCCGCGCCUGCCCCUGCCGCUCGCUGCCCCGCGGCCCCCACCCGUGCUGCUGCCUUGGCCGUCUGCACUUUUUUCAUGCUCCAAAGAGUUCUUCAUUUGCCUUCAGUACUGACGUGCCCUUCCGACCACGUGUAUGCACCCCUGCACCACAGCCGCCGGGCCUUUCUGUUUCGUGAAUGUGUCACCACCGCACACUCGACCCUCGACUCGCGCAUUGUCCGUUUUCUAGGGAUAGAUGCCCAGGGAAUGAACUCUAGUUUUGUACGGACCAGCCGAGACACUAACUUCUCAACUCACUGUCCGCUUCACACUUGUCCCCGAGAAUGGGGCCUGGCCUGGGUUUGCCCGGCGACUUCAGGGGUGGAAUCCGGCAGCAGGGACGCAUGUGAAAAGUUCCGGGAAGUUCUACUGCCACGGGGACCUGUCCGGAAGCCCAGUGGACCUGUGCACUUAGUAAAACACAGUGAUUCAACCUG
This is a messenger RNA of Mustela erminea (ermine), 7851 nucleotides long. RefSeq names its product potassium voltage-gated channel subfamily Q member 2 (gene KCNQ2). The transcript has 19 exons. The coding region runs from base 149 to 2929 and encodes 926 amino acids. NCBI's taxonomy places the organism in Eukaryota, Metazoa, Chordata, Mammalia, Carnivora, Mustelidae. Gene Ontology annotation, molecular function: voltage-gated potassium channel activity. The record is from RefSeq and is a predicted model, not a curated record. Gene Ontology annotation, cellular component: membrane. Gene Ontology annotation, biological process: transmembrane transport; potassium ion transport.